CCGGCGCCGGGCAGCAGCAGAGGGGAAGCAGAGACCCCAGCUCCAGCCCAAGAAGCCAUGUGGGAUGCUCACACUGUCUCCACUGGGCUUCAUGCUGCGGCGCCCCAGACCUAGCAGGCUGGUGGAGACCAUCAAGAACUCUCUGAUCUCUUCAGGAAACCAGUGCAUCUGGGCAGCUGUCUGCAGGAGCCACCAGCCACUGCUGCCAUCACCCAGCACCGAGCAGCAGCCAGUGCCAUGGAUGAGGUGACGGAGCUAGAGCUGGGGAGCAACUCCCUCCUGAAGGCUGUGUGGCUCGGCCGGCUCCGGCUGACCCGGCUGCUGCUGGAAGGGGGGGCUUACAUCAACGAGAGCAAUGAGAAGGGGGAGACCGCCCUGAUGGUGGCCUGCAUCACCACACACGUCGACCAGCAGAGCAUCCACAAGGCCAAGAUGGUGAAGUACUUGCUGGACAACAGAGCUGACCCCAACAUCCAGGACAAGUCUGGGAAAACUGCCCUCAUGCACGCCUGCAUCCGUGGGGCUGGGGGGGAGGUGGUGUCCCUGCUGCUGGAGAACGGGGCAGACCCCAGCCUGGAGGACCGCUCAGGAGCCUCGGCGCUGGUCCACGCCAUCAAUGCCGAUGACAAGGCUGUGCUGCAGCACCUCCUGGAUGCCUGCAGAGCCAAGGGGAAGGAAGUGAUCAUCAUCACCAUGGACAUAUCAGCCUCUGGCACUAAGACGACCAAGCAGUACCUGAAUGUUCCCCCUGCGCUGGAGUUCAAAGAGAGAGCCCCCCCCGAGGUGGGCACAGCACCCUCUCAUGCCCACCUGAAAACUUCCAUCUCAGCACUUUCCCCUGAAGAGAAGGAGAGCAGCAUUCUCACCCCACACGCUUCACGUCCUGGAGACACUGGGGACACUGAGCCACCCUCCCCAGGCCAGAGAGCUGGUACUGGCCGGAAAGCCCAUCUGCCGCGGCUGAAGCGGCUGCGGUCGGAGCCGUGGGGUCUGGUGGCACCCUCAGUGCUGGCAGCCUCAGCACACCGUGAUGACACGCACAUCUGUGCUGAUGAGGAUGUCAUCAUGGGCAUUGGAGACCUCUCGCUCUCCAAAAAGACCCCCCUCAUUUGGAGCAGCAGCAGCAAGGGCAGGGACCCCGCUCUCUUUCCUAUGGUGGACGAGCAGGCACUGGGGCCACUGGCAUGGAAAGCCACCCACGAGAAGAGCCCGGCUGCCCACCCGCACCUGCACCACAGCAGCACCGUGCCAGAGGAGCCGGAGAGCACCGGCUCAGCCGCCGGCUCAGCCACGGGGAUGGACACUCUGCACUGGUGGAGGCCAGGAACCGAGCACAAUGGAGACCCCCACCUCACCGAGAUGGGGAAGGGGCCGUUGGAGAGGAGGAAGCUGAGUGGGUCCCACCUGGCCUUGCUGGAUGGCUCACGAGAGUCUCCCUCUGGCAGUGCGAGCACAUCACCCAGCACUGUCCGGCGCCGACCACCUGGCUUGCUGGAGAGGCGAGGAUCCGGGACCCUGCUGCUCGACCACAUCUCCCACACGAGGCCGGGAUAUCUGCCCCCGCUGAAUGUGAACCCCAACCCCCCGAUCCCUGACAUCGGCUCCAGCAAAGCUCCCUCCCCGCUCGCUGCUGGGCUGAAGCCCCUGGUGCCCCUCGCGCCCAGCUCGCCCAGGCGGGGCGACCUGAGAGCCCGCAGGAAGCUCCUCCGCAGACACUCCAUGCAGGCGGAGCAGAUGCGGCACCUCGCUGAUUUUGAGGAGGUCGUGGCCCAGUAGCUGUGUCACCAUUUUCUUCCCAAAGCCAC
Corapipo altera (White-ruffed manakin) is the source of this 1805-nucleotide messenger RNA. RefSeq names its product ankyrin repeat domain 34C (gene ANKRD34C). Bases 238 to 1776 code for a protein of 512 amino acids. The record is from RefSeq and is a predicted model, not a curated record. The transcript is spliced from 3 exons. Gene Ontology annotation, molecular function: protein binding. NCBI's taxonomy places the organism in Eukaryota, Metazoa, Chordata, Aves, Passeriformes, Pipridae.